This is a messenger RNA of Rangifer tarandus platyrhynchus (Svalbard reindeer), 1059 nucleotides long. The record is from the annotation of a GenBank genome assembly. Lineage: Eukaryota; Metazoa; Chordata; Mammalia; Artiodactyla; Cervidae.
AUGUCCCUGUAUUAUGGAACUGCUUGCAGGAGAAAAUUUUUUGAGGGCUAUAGGCUGCUGUCAACCUAUGUCACUAAGACACGGUAUUUAUUUGAACUGAAAGAAGAUGAUGAUGCAUGUAAAAAAGCCCAGCAGACAGGAGCAUUUUACCUCUUUCAUAACUUGGCUCCUUUGCUUCAGAAAUCAGAACAUCAGUACGUGGCCCCCCAGCAUAGCCUAUUAGAGUUGGAAAGGCUCCUGGGUAAGUUUGGACAAGACUCUCAAAUACUAGAAGAUUCUGUGCUAAUUGGAUGCUCAGAACAGCAAGAAGCAUGGUUUGCUCUGGAUCUAGGUCUAAAUAGCUCUUCUUCCAUAAAUGCUUCCUUACAGAAAGCUGAAGUGGAGACAGCCCUCCAGGGGUCGUUCAUUAAGCUGACAAAGGCUCUCUUUGAGCUGAAUGUGAAGGAUGCCUCCUUGCUGUCCACGGCUCACGCUCUUCUUCGUUGGCAUGAUGCUCAUCAGUUCUGCAGCAGAAGUGGGCAGCCCACCAAGAAGAAUGUGUCUGGUAGCAAGCGUGUGUGCCCUUCCAAUAACAUCAUCUAUUAUCCACAGGUGGCACCUGUGGUGAUCACUCUGGUGUCAGAUGGAACUCGAUGCCUGCUUGUCCGCCAGAGUUCCUUUCCCAAGGGAAUGUAUUCUGCCUUGGCAGGUUUUUGUGAUAUAGGUGAAAGUCUGGAAGAGACUGUCCGGCGAGAAAUUGCAGAAGAGGUGGGAUUGGAGGUGGACAGACUGCAUUACUCUGCAUCCCAGCAUUGGCCCUUUCCUCACAGCACACUCAUGAUUGCUUGUCAUGCAACUGUGAAACCAGGGCAGACAGAGCUCCAGGUGAACUUGAGAGAAUUAGAAGCAGCUGCCUGGUUCAGUCGUGAUGAGGUGGCCACAGUCCUGAGAAGAAACCACCCAUCUAAUCAGCAACAGAGUGGUGCUGUCCCAUUCUGGUUGCCCCCCAAGUUAGCCAUUGCCCACCAACUGAUAAAGGAGUGGGUGGAAAAACCAACCUGUUCUCCCCUGCCUGCUUAG